UCUGUACUGGGUGUUGGUUGCUUUGGAAUACAAAGCGGGGGAAACCCUUUUUGGGCAAAAAUAGAGAGCAGUUUAGUUGGAUUAAGGUUUGCUCAUAUAAAACUUCACCAAAAAUAAAGAUAAUUCGUGUCUGAGAUUCAAUUCGUAUGACUAACAACACGAUUGCGUAAAAAGAAGUGAUGAUCAUAAACACAUAAAAAAAUCGUUGCUGUACCGUUUUGAUUAUAAAAUGAUGAUGCAUCUCACACCGUAGGCACGUAGCUCAAUCUGAAAAAAAUGGGGGAUAAAACGUUGAACAAAUCGUACUCCUCCAGUGAAUCUUGUCCUCCGUCGCCUAAACAUGCCAGCUUCAAAGCAUGAUCAUUCAAUUAGUGAUUAGCAACACUUCCCAUCAAAGAACAAAUCUUAAUAAAUUGAGAACAUGGCAGUAGCCAGAAAUGGCACGCUCACAGCUAGAUGUUGCAUUAGCAUCCAUUAAAAAAUGGCUUGAGCAUGCAACACCAUCGGACCACAACCACACCGCUGGUUCUUGCUGCCAAUUGCUGACUAUGAUAUGCUGCCUCGUCUCGAGGACAGCGGACACACUAAAAUAUGCCCUAAACAUGAGACGACUUUGCUGUAAUAAUCGCUAUGCUUCUGCCAGAUCUCGAUCCAUGGCAGACAGCAUCUUGCAAAUGAAAUGGCAUGAUUCCUUGUGUCUAAUAGUCGAACACUCUAGCUUGUAUGCCUCUUUGGUAUAAAUAGGCAUCAGAAGAACGGUAGACACAUCAAACCAAAAGUCGCUCUUUCAUUCUCCUCUCUUCAACCAGAAUACAGAGAAAAGCUUCAAGAUCAGAAAUGGCCUUCCACCUAAGAUCGAUAAGUUUGCCAUCAAGGCCUCAGGCCAACGCGACCGAAGUCGAGCAAGAGGUGCUGAGCCUAGAGGCGAGCAUCUCUUCUUCGACCACCACCAUCGGCACCAUGUGUGCCGGUCUGAGGAGGCUCGGAGACAUCUAUAAUGGUGUUGAAGAGAUUAUUGGCCUGCCAAGCAACCAGGUUGGCAAGAUGUUGGAUUCAGAGAUUGAAGGCUCUCUCGAGCUGCUAGAUCUCUGCAGCACCAUGCAAGAGAUCUUCGUCGAGAUGAAGGCCAUCAUCCAAGAGCUACAGGUAGCUCUAAGAAAAGGAGAUGCUGCAACUGCUCAAGCCAAGAUCCAGUCUUAUGUUCGUUUGGUGAAGACGGCCAAGAAACAUUUCAAGAAGAGCGCGAAGAAGGCUAAUGCUAUGUCUGCAGGUUGCAAGAUGGUCAUGCUAUUGACCAAAGCUAGAGAGAUUUCUGUGUCUUUGCUGGAGUCCACAGUCCAUCUCUUGUCAAAGGAAAUCGGAAUGCCAAAACAGUCUCUUGUCUCCAAGGCAUUUCACAAGAAGAAGGCAGUUGUCUGCCAUGAGGAGCAAUUGCAGGAGUUAGAGUGUAGUAUUGGAGAUCUCGAGAAUGGGGCGGGACAUCUGUUCAGGAAAUUAAUCCAGAUCAGAGUUUCUCUCUUGAACAUUCUUAGCUCAUAGAUACUCCAAGUCACUCUACACCCUGUGAUUGGCAUCUGCCUUUUUGAGGAUUAGCCGGUCUUCAUACAAUUUUGCCAUAUGUAUACAGUACAAAUGUACAGAAACUUAGAGAAAGAAAAGGUGAAGUUUUGAUC
Triticum aestivum (bread wheat) is the source of this 1673-nucleotide messenger RNA. RefSeq lists its product as uncharacterized. The coding region runs from base 838 to 1539 and encodes 233 amino acids. Lineage: Eukaryota; Viridiplantae; Streptophyta; Magnoliopsida; Poales; Poaceae. The transcript has a single exon. Gene Ontology annotation, biological process: shoot system development; root development. The record is from RefSeq and is a predicted model, not a curated record.